GCUUACUCGCCGGACCCACCGCCUCCAUCCUCAAGACCCAGCCAUGGCCGACCAGAUCGAAAAGGCAUUCCAGAAGCAGUCCAUCUUCCAAAACGCGAAGGCCCGCGUCGGCAAGAAGGUCGUCACCAAGGAGAAGCGGUGGUACAAGGAUGUUGGUCUUGGGUUCAAGACCCCGUCUGAGGCGAUCCAGGGCUCUUACAUUGACAAGAAGUGCCCCUUCACCGGCGAGGUCUCCAUCCGUGGCCGUAUCCUCACCGGCCGUGUCAUCUCGACGAAGAUGACCCGCACCCUCAUCAUCCGCCGCGACUACCUCCACUACAUCCCCAAGUACAACCGUUACGAGAAGCGCCACAAAAACCUUGCGGCACACGUGUCACCAGCCUUCCGUGUCGAGGUCGGCGACAUCGUCACUGUAGGACAGUGCCGGCCGCUGUCGAAGACUGUGCGGUUCAACGUCCUGCGGGUGGCGAAGAACAAGGCGGCUGCGAAGUCGUUCGGGAAGUUCUAGGCUGCUUACGCGCUGCGAGUAGUACUUGUGGGGGACGUAGGAUAUGGUAUUAUUGCUUUCACAUGUGCUAUGAUGCAUCAAAAUGACACUGCACCCAUGCGACUCGGUCUGCACGAGCAUAAUACAUUGAGCCUGUU
Molecule: messenger RNA, 645 nt
Organism: Trametes versicolor FP-101664 SS1
Lineage: Eukaryota; Fungi; Basidiomycota; Agaricomycetes; Polyporales; Polyporaceae
Exons: 5
Coding region: 44-508 (154 amino acids)
Biological process (GO): translation
Cellular component (GO): ribosome; cytosolic small ribosomal subunit
Molecular function (GO): structural constituent of ribosome
Source: RefSeq, a predicted model, not a curated record